UCCUAUACUGCCGUAGUUUUCUUUUGCAACUCUCUCUCUCUCUCUCUCUCUCUCUCUCUCUCUCUCCAUAUUCAGUACUUCACUCUCUCACUUCACUUCCCCAACCAUACAAUGAUACCACUCUCCCCUCCUCUCUCUGUCCUCCCUCUCCUCUCUCUCCUCCUCCUCCUCACAUUCAGUCACUCCACCCCCGAUUACCUCAAACUCCCAUUACUCCACCGCACCCCUCUCCCAUCUCCCUCCCAAUCCCUCUCCUCCGACUCCCUCCGCCUCUCCACCCUCCACCACCACCACCACCACCAGUACCACCACCACCACCGUAACACCAACAAAACCACCCCCACUCUCCCCCUCAACUCCGGCGCCUCUACCGGCUCCGGCCAAUACUUCAUCCACCUCCUCCUCGGUUCCCCUCCCCAACCCCUCCUCCUCAUCGCCGACACCGGCUCCGACCUCGUCUGGGUCACCUGCUCCCCAUGCCGCCGCAACUGCACCCACGCGCCGCCUAGCUCAACCAGCUUCUUCCCCCGCCUCUCCUCCUCCUUCUCCCCCCACCACUGUUUCGACUCGGCGUGUGAACUCAUCCCCCACCCGAGUCACACUCGCUGCCCCCGCACCCGCCUCCAUUCGCCCUGCCGCUACCGCUACUCCUACGCCGAUGGCUCGAUCACCUCCGGAUUCUUCUCCCAAGAAACGACGGCGUUUAACACCACCUCCGGAAUUCAAAUAAACCACGAAGGGUUAGCGUUCGGAUGUGCGUUUAACGUCUCCGGCGCAGGCUUCAACGGGGCCCACGGAGUCAUGGGCCUGGGCCGCGGGCCCAUUUCCUUGCCCUCCCAACUGGGCCCCCGCUUCGGCAACAAGUUCUCCUACUGCCUGAUGGACUACACUCUCUCUCCUACUCCGACGAGUUACCUCGUGUUCGGCGGCGGCAAUGUCUCCGGCGCCGGUGAAUCGACGAUGAGGUAUACGCCGUUGCAAAUCAACCCUCUUUCGCCGACAUUUUACUUUGUUGCCAUCGAGAGUGUUUAUGUUGGCGGAGUGAAAUUACGCAUUAGUCCUUCGGUUUGGGCCGUUGAUGAGUACGGUAACGGAGGGACCGUGGUGGACUCGGGCACGACCCUGACGUUUUUAGCCGACCCGGGAUACGAGAAGAUCUUAACGGCUUUUAAACGGCGCGUUAAGUUACCGAGGCCAGAUGAGCCGACUCUGGGGUUUGAUCUCUGUGUCAAUGUGUCGGGCGUGUCGAGGCCUAGUCUACCCAGGGUGAGUUUUAGACUCGUUGGUGGCUCGGUGUUCGCUCCGCCUCCAAGGAAUUACUUUAUUGACACUGCUGACGGCGUUAAGUGCUUGGCGUUACAACCCGUUGGAUCGGCGUCGGGGUUCUCCGUGAUUGGCAACUUGAUGCAACAAGGGUUCUUGUUCGAGUUUGACAACGAUCGGUCGCGACUUGGUUUUUCGCGGCACGGUUGUGCCGUAACAUGACUCACUGAGUCAAAAGAUCAAUUUCUUAAGAUUUUUUUGUUACAUUUGAGAUUACGGGAGUAUUUGUUUUAACUUAGUAAUUAUGGCAUUGGUUGAAAUUAUGUUUCUGUUUGAAA
This is a messenger RNA of Rhododendron vialii, 1601 nucleotides long. RefSeq names its product aspartic proteinase NANA, chloroplast. The record is from RefSeq and is a predicted model, not a curated record. Gene Ontology annotation, biological process: proteolysis. The coding region runs from base 112 to 1485 and encodes 457 amino acids. The transcript has a single exon. NCBI's taxonomy places the organism in Eukaryota, Viridiplantae, Streptophyta, Magnoliopsida, Ericales, Ericaceae. Gene Ontology annotation, molecular function: aspartic-type endopeptidase activity.